CCGAAGAUGAUAGAAACAUUGUUUUAACUCCUACAGCGGCUAGAUACAACGAACAAGUUGAGAGCAAGUUACAGAAAAGUAUUUUGUUGAGAGACUAGACUGAGAGACCGUAUUGUAUGACCGCAUGAUAUGAAAAGAAUCGCUGCACAGAAGAAACUGCCAGACCCAUAUUUUAUAAUAUACAAAAGAUAAAGAAUAUUGGAAGCAUAUUGAUCGUAAAGAUAUAUAUUUUGUCGGGCAAACGAAAAUCGUGUAUUUAGAAAUGGUUCGAAGAAAGGCAUUGCAAGGAAAUAUGAGAUUUGGAAAAAUAGAUUAACAUUACCAGAUGUAUUUUAAGGUGAUUAAAUGUAUUCUAAGAAAUAUCGAUCGAUUAAGAAGAAAAAUGUCUGCUAUCAGCGAUAGUAACUUGGGUAAUGAUAGCACGGCUGGGAGCAGCGGGGCUGUAGGUGAAUGUAGUAAAUUGAGUAAACAGCAGCAAUCGGCGAACGUUCUACAUAGGAUUAGCGGUACGCUGGAAGAUAAGAACAAUGAUUAUCUGUGUCCCAUUUGUUUCGAAUUAAUCGACGAGGCUCAUAUCACGCGUUGCGGCCACACGUUUUGUUACCGUUGUAUAACAAAAUCGUUGGAGGCCAACGGAUGUUGCCCGAAAUGCAGCUACACGUUGACCCAACAAGACAUCUUCCCGAAUCAUUUGUUACACAAACUGAUAUCCAAAUAUAAAACGCGAAUGAAAGGUUUCGCCGAGUUGGGUUCCUCGUACGAUGGCAAGCACAGGACAGGCACGGACAUAUCCGCACCGGCGUACGACGGGCUGCGAGACCUGGUCGCUGCCGAGAGCUCUAAUCUGACAUUACCAGAAGUGAACGUGUUGCUGGAAGCGUUGACGCAGAGGAAAAAUCUGUUGGAAGCGGAAACGUGGGCGGCGCAAAAUAAGUUGCUCCACGAGUUUCUGAAACACUUGCUGCAGCAGAAGGAAGAUCAAAAGAAUCAGUUGCAAAAGCAAAUAGCGUUGAUCAAGAGGGAUAUGGAGGAAGUAGAGAAUAUUUUGAGAGACGUGCAGAACAAAUGUCCGACAGUGGAGGAACUGCAGAAAUCGAGCGAUACCGAUAACCCGCAGGUCUCGGCUAUUAGAAAAGAAAUGAUCGGUCUCAUAGACAUGAUAGACGCGAACAUGGUGAAACCAAACGAAAAAGUCGUUGCUGGCGGAGGCGACGCGUUCGCUAAUCCCACAGGGAGCAGAAAGCAACCCGAUUACAACGUUGGCUCGACUCUGGCUAUACGCAGGAAGAGAGUACACGCUCAUUUCGACGACUUUGUUCAAUGUUACUUUGACUCUCGCGCCAAGGAAUUGGUCCUCGGGCACAAGUCACAGGCUCAGAGCGACUCAUGGCAGGGUCUGAGCUCUGGACUAGACGUGUUCCGAGAGAACCUUGCGAAAUUCUCGAGAUACAAAUCGCUACGUCCUUUGGCGACUUUAAAUUACUCGUCGGACAUUUUUAAUGUAUCCACGAUCGUGUCCAGUAUCGAAUUCGACAAAGACAACGAAUUCUUCGCGAUAGCUGGAGUCACGAAACGUAUUAAAGUAUUCGAUUAUACCGCGGUAAUAAGAGACACCGUAGAUAUACACUACCCCUGCGUGGAAAUGGUUUCUAGCUCAAAGAUAUCGUGCGUCUCGUGGAAUUCGUUUCACAAGGGGAUGCUAGCCUCGUCGGACUACGAGGGAACUGUGACCGUGUGGGACGCCGUGACUUAUCAAAGAACAAAAACGUUCCAAGAGCAUGAAAAGAGAUGCUGGUCGGUCGACUUUAACGACAUAGAUCCCAAGCUCAUAGCGUCCGGCUCGGACGACGCCAGGGUCAAGCUAUGGCAUUUGAACAAUGAUCAUUCCGUCGCUUCCUUGGAAGCAAAGGCUAACGUGUGUUGCGUGAAAUUUAAUCCACGCAGCUCGUGCCACUUGGCUUUCGGUUCCGCCGACCACUGCGUCCAUUACUACGAUCUUCGUAACAUGAAGGAAGCGCUAUGCAUUUUCAAGGGUCACCGCAAAGCCGUCUCCUACGUCAAGUUCAUUAAUAAGGAAGAAAUCGUAUCGGCUAGUACUGAUUCUCAACUAAAAAUGUGGAACAUUAAUAAUCCGCAUUGUCUGCGCUCGUUCGUCGGACAUGUUAACGAGAAGAAUUUCGUCGGUCUGGCCACCGACGGUGAUUACGUCGCAUGCGGAUCGGAGAACAACGCGCUUUACGUCUAUUACAAGGGACUGUCGAAACAAUUGUUUUCGUACAAAUUCGAUGCCGUUCGAAGCAUAUUAGAGUUGCAGGAGCGAAAGGAGGAAGAUCUGAACGAAUUCGUCUCCGCGGUUUGCUGGAAGCAAAUGUCCAACGUCGUGGUAGCUGCUAAUUCUCGAGGGACUAUUAAAAUAUUAGAACUAGUUUAAACAUAUACAUCUGUCUCUAUGAAAUUGCGUUAUUGCAGAUAUAUUUGAAGAUUUAUUCAAUUAAAUGCUCAGAUGCGAAUAACAACGAGAUAUGAAAAUUUAUUCUAAAUGUUAUAGUAAUUCGCUGUAAGGGAAAAUAUAGAGGUACAACAGAA
Messenger RNA from Ceratina calcarata, 2586 nucleotides. Its product is annotated as E3 ubiquitin-protein ligase COP1. Gene Ontology annotation, molecular function: manganese ion binding; metalloaminopeptidase activity; ubiquitin protein ligase activity. NCBI's taxonomy places the organism in Eukaryota, Metazoa, Arthropoda, Insecta, Hymenoptera, Apidae. Gene Ontology annotation, biological process: proteasome-mediated ubiquitin-dependent protein catabolic process; protein ubiquitination. The coding region runs from base 326 to 2431 and encodes 701 amino acids. The record is from RefSeq and is a predicted model, not a curated record. The transcript has 2 exons. Gene Ontology annotation, cellular component: cytoplasm.